UGAGUGUCAGGUGCCCUGUGGGGUCUACAGUGCCCUCUGCAGUAAGUGUGAGGUACCCUGUGGGUUGUAUAGUGCCCUCUGCAGUAAGUGUAAGGUGCCCUGUGGGUUGUAUAGUGCCCUCUGUAGUGAGUGUAAGGUGCCCUGUGGGUUGUACACAUUAGACCAAACUGUAUUGGACCAUCCUACCAAUUUAUACCAGAUUUGGACCAGACAAACUGAAACUAAAACUCUCACUUAA
Molecule: messenger RNA, 238 nt
Organism: Candidula unifasciata
Lineage: Eukaryota; Metazoa; Mollusca; Gastropoda; Stylommatophora; Geomitridae
Source: the annotation of a GenBank genome assembly